Messenger RNA from Paramecium tetraurelia, 1035 nucleotides. RefSeq lists its product as uncharacterized. Lineage: Eukaryota; Ciliophora; Oligohymenophorea; Peniculida; Parameciidae. The transcript is spliced from 3 exons. The record is from RefSeq and is a predicted model, not a curated record.
AUGAGUCUAAUUUUAAAGAAUAGUGUAGUCUUUCCUAUCUUUAAACACCAAGAGACCCUCACCUUCCAUCGAAGAGAAUAACCAACUAGAACAACCAAACGAUUCCACACUGUUGCCCCAAUAAGGCGCUUGGUUUCCUAAUCGACCAGACCCAUAAAUACGACCCAUCAAGGAGAAUCAAUCUUUGAGAGAAGUCCUAAGGAAAAGCAAAAAACCACCACUACUCCAAGACCAAUGCUUUAAAAAGAUCACAGUUUAUAAGGCUACUUAGAUCAUUUGAAUUCUGUGAGAUCAUUUAGACCUCCUUUGGUCGGUGAUGCAACCAUCAAAAAAAUAAAAGAGGAAGUCGAGCUGUUUUAAACUGAAAGUCAGACUACCGUACAAAGAUUCAAAGCUUUAAAAGAACAAGGAGACAAACGUAAGAAGAUAAGUUUGCUCGAAACAGUUCGUAAUCCCUUGGCCCAAUAAUACAAAAGGUUCACCGAAUAACUGUAUAAUUUAAUACACAACCUCCAUUUAUUGAAAGAUUAUUUGAACAAUUCAAGAAAACUGUUUCAGGUAGUCAAAAAUUAGAUCGGAAUAAGAAAAAAUCUUUACAGAAUCUUAAUAAAUCCUCAGACAGAGGAAUUGUAUGAAUUUUCAGAGAUUUCUCGUCUUUGCUGUAUUAGAGACGUUUAAUUUAUUAAUGGGGAAUAGCGAGUAGUUGAGAAAUUCGAUUUAACUUUGAUGGACGAUUUAAUUUAUAUGACUGAUUCCAUAAAACAAUUGCUAUAGCAAAACUAGUUAAAGGCAAUUGAAAGGAUGCGUGACAAUAUUAAAGUAGAAAAGAGUGAGAUUAACAAACUCAGAGGCCAACUAGGAAUGAGGGAGGAAAGUCAUCAAUUAUCAAUUGGAUCUGCAGCCAUGUAGAGAUUCAAACCUCACUUAGAAUUAGAGAACAUUGAAGCCAGAUUAGGAUUGUUAAAUCAAAUUCCUAAAUAGUCACGAUGGACAUCUUAAUUGCUUUGUGAUAUUGUAGAUAGGUUAAAUGAAUGA